GCCCAAAAUGCCGGCCCGGAAGCGGAAGCCGGCGGGCAGGGAUGGCGGCGGGGCCGGUGGAUUGCCACUGUCACCUCGCCGCGCCCUGCUUCCACACGGAUGUGGCGGCCGUGGUGCGAGCAGCAGAGGAGGCGGCCGUGGCGGCGCUGGUGGUGGUGGCGGAGCAGGCGGCGGAGUUCCGGAGAGUGAUGGAGCUGUCCGAGAGGUUCCCAGGAUUUGUGUUGCCGUGCCUAGGGGUUCACCCCAUCCAAGAAGUUUCUCCAGAAGAGCAGCGCAGCGUUACUCUGAAGGAUCUGGAUGCUGCAUUGCCGCUUAUAGAACUCUACAAAGAUAAAUUGGUGGCAAUUGGAGAAGUAGGACUAGAUUUCACUCCCAGAUUUGCCAGCACGGAUGAACAGAAGGAAGAACAAAGACAGGUUUUGAUUAAGCAGGUUGAGUUAGCAAGAAGAUUGGAUUUGCCUUUAAAUGUUCACUCCCGCUCAGCUGGAAGACCAACCAUUAAUCUCUUAAAGGAACAAGGUGCUUCAAAAGUGUUGCUUCAUGCAUUUGAUGGGAAGCCAUCUGUAGCAAUGGAAGGGGUGAAAGCCGGAUACUUCUUCUCCAUUCCUCCUUCGAUUAUAAGGAGUGAACAGAAGCAGAAGCUUGUGAAACUGUUACCUCUGGAAAGUAUAUGCUUAGAAACUGACUCUCCAGCUCUGGGGCCUGAAAAACAGGUGAGAAAUGAACCAAAAAAUGUUUACAUUGCUGCAGAAUACAUUGCCAAAAUUAAAGGAAUUCCAGUUGAAGAAGUUAUAGAAGUGACAACACAGAAUGCACUGAAAGUAUUCCCCAAACUGCGGAACUUUGUUCGUGUAUAAACUUAGAAACUGGAAUAAAUAAUGUUGCAGGAACUAGUAGUUGUGGCAUGAUAAAUAAAACUGACAUACAUCUUGUCCUUAAUAGAGGUUGUUGGAAAGUUCAAGGAGUGAGCACAGUGUUACAUAGAUACACAUUACAACAAGCUCAAAUUUCUGAAAGACCUUUUGUACACACCAUUGUUACCUCUUAAAUGCAAUAACAAUAUCUUGGAUCUUU
Messenger RNA from Oxyura jamaicensis (ruddy duck), 1074 nucleotides. It is a transcript of the gene TATDN3, whose product is annotated as TatD DNase domain containing 3. Lineage: Eukaryota; Metazoa; Chordata; Aves; Anseriformes; Anatidae. Gene Ontology annotation, molecular function: hydrolase activity, acting on ester bonds. The transcript is spliced from 10 exons. Bases 42 to 857 code for a protein of 271 amino acids. The record is from RefSeq and is a predicted model, not a curated record.